GGGAAGAACGUACACUUAAGGAUUACCCACACUUUGGAAAUAACUGAUUUGAAUGUUUGUUCAAACCACAAUGGAGGCAACCAGUGAUACCACAAAAAUCCUGGAGAAGGGUCCUGAUUACCUCCGAAAGCAAAUGGAACUGGAGAGUGAGACAAGAGGAGGCAUGACUGCUGUGGAGAGGCUCGCUGCAAGCAAACUGAAAUAUGUCAAAAGCAAGCAGGUGGUCAACUCAACUCAGGAGCCAGUGAUCAGUCUUGGAUCAGCCUCUGUGAGUAGCACUGGGUCUUCCAACUGGAGCUCGAACCGUGGCGGGAAUCUUGUCAUUGGGAGUAACUCAAGAGCGGCUACAUGUGGUUCACAAAACUCCAGCUCGCCAGGGCAGGUACGUCGGUUCAGCUCCAAAAAACGACCAGACUCUCUUCUGCUUCACAGGCAGAAAUGUGAGUUUCUGAGAACGUCACCAAAGGACCGGAAACACCAUAUAACACGCAAGUUGCUGCUCGGCUCUGGGCAUAAAAGUGUUCCGUUACGUGAGGCAACGGAAAAGGAGCGUGAAGGUGACCGCAACAAGGAAAAAAUUACCACACCUGAGGGAACAGCAAAGGAAUGCAGCUCACAUGUAGUGAGCUCUCAGUCAGAGAGCAGGAGGAAUGGAGCAGCAGAGCAACGCAGCACAGAAAACAGGGAUUCUGGGACAAAGGUGACAGCGGGUGUUGUCUGGAAAUCUGCUGGUCUCUCUGCUGGUCUCCUAACAGUUCCUGAGUUUGAAACGAGGCCUGGCAAAGGGGUCAGUCGGUCUCACUCUGACAUCAGCUCCAGGUACUCCAAACACUUUGCUGACUUUGAUGUUUUUUUUAAGUACUGUGGGCUGGGCGGUGAGGUUAUUGAGUCUUUGGGGAAGGAGAACUUCUCGGCGCGCUCAGAUGAAAUUGCAAUAAACACCCGGAGUGUCAGCAUUUCUACAUCAGACGAUGGCUUCUCCUGGAACAGUGGAGACAGCGACGGACUGCCGGAGGACAAGUUACAUGAAAAGAUGGGUCAGGGGACGUCAGUUAUUGAGCGCAAUGCGAGGAUUAUCAAAUGGCUGUACAGCUGCAAAAACGCUAUAGAAACUGGAAAGAAGUUAAGAGACCUCGAUUGAGAGGCCUACCUAAGACCUCGACUGUUGUGGUUGAUACCAACUCCUUGCUUUUGCCUUUGGAAAACACUGACUUUUGGUUUCACAUCUUUGCCUUACCGUAUAUGUGUGUGUUUGUGUGUCUCUGUGCUUUUAUCAUUGUUUCCUUUGGUUUCUGUGCAUAAUGUGUGUGUGUGUGUGUGUGUGUGUGUGUGUGUGCGUGUGUGUGUGUGUGCCAAUUUCAGCAGACACUUCUGGGAGAAAAGAUUUGCUUCAGUUCAAACUGGCAUAAAGUUAGCUGUUACAUAAAUUGCACAGAAAGCUUUGAGUCACACACAGAAACACAACAGCUGUUAUCGUCCAAACAUUUUUUAUCUUGAAAAUAUAACAGUAUGUUUACUUGUGGUUUACUUUUUAUCAAACUGUGCACUCUUCCCAGAUAUGCACACUUGAAGACACAAACAAUGACGUGCAAAUCCAGAAGAUGCCAUGGAUUUCAAUUUUAGGAGUGGUGAGAUUCAGCAAAACUGAGCCACUGGCCAAAAAUACUGACUAAAACAUUGAUAUCCACUGAUAUUAAUAGUAAUUUAAAUGUAUUUAUUGGAAUACUAAAUACUUUUGCUUGAAUAAUUCUCUACAAACUUUUGUCAAGAGUGCAUACCUUAUUUUACCAUGUUCUUGAAUGGUUAAUAAAUCCUUUACUGGGUCAGUUAGAAGCUACUAAUAAGAACAGGUGUUCUUCCUUCUUGGGGGUUAAUAAUGUAUUCACACCAAACGUAGUGUAGAGAUAUAAACAUACUCCACAUUACCUUAAAGAACAAUGACUUAAUGCGUAUUGAGUCCAGAGUUUUAAGCGAGUGAAACAAUGUUGUCGAAGCAAACAUGCACUUGCUUUUCAGUUUGCACGGGCUGAAGUUAGGUUUGCUAAACAACACAACAUUUGUCAUUUGCAACAGUGUCACUCUUUUAAAACUAAUUUUGUUCACUGAAAGUGUUGAACGGAAUAACCAUCAACUCUGUUUCUCUCUCACCCACUCAGAAACGAUAUUUAUGUGAGUAUAUGCUCAUUCCUCAGCUGCACCCAUGUUUUAGACACGCCUUUCACUUCUGCAGAAGCCUCGGUGACUAUUUCGCAUCAAGACAAGUCAUUUCCUGCCCUCUCUUGUUUGUUGCCAGAACUUAGAGAUACGUCUUAAAAUUAAGUUCAUGAUUCAGUUCGAGAAACGGCCUCUUAACGUUGCAUUUGUGGUUCAACCUACAGAAAUGUAUCAUAAGUGCAGAAGGUAUAAUUAUUGACUGCUUGCAUUGCUGUAGGUUUAUAUUAUUUCUUCUUAUAUUGGGAUUUGUAUUAUGUAAAAGGCUUACUGUUACUAAUCUACCACUUCAGACUACGGUUUUGCUGCUGCCUGUGUUACGUGUGUUUUAUAAUUAAGUACUGUACAUUUUGCUACACAAAUAAAGUUAUCAUUUUUCGAACAUAAUCUGUUGCUAAAAGGUAUUAGUGGUAACAAGUAGUGUGCACAUUUCAUCCUCUAUUAUGUAUAGGAUUCUCUGAAUAUACAUAGUACAAUUAAUGGAUCAUCAAUAAGGCCCACUGUGGGCUGCUUGUAUUUGAUGAAAACAUUUUGAAUUUACUGUAUGUGGCCUAAAGAGGGUGGUAUCUGACAAGAUACGACUGAACCUAAUCACUGCGUUAAAAUCUCAGCAACUCUUAGCACGCCAGUCUUACUGAACUAUUGACUGCACUGUAAUCACAGGCCCAGAGGAACAAUAACCACACAUAAACCAGUCUGAAUGAAUGGAUGCUUGAAAUGCAAUGCUAUUUUUAGUUUGUUAGAGGAAGACAAAGAAAAAGAUUUUGCAGUAUUUUGCCAAAAAAAAGGUGAAACAUCUAAUGGCAGCUUCAGACCGUAUCCCUCCUGUUACAGAUAAACAUGUAUACCUGUCGACUUGAGACUCUUUUAAGUCAGAUUUAGACCGGACCCUUAACGGUUUGUGAUUAAAGA
Molecule: messenger RNA, 3123 nt
Organism: Anarrhichthys ocellatus (wolf-eel)
Lineage: Eukaryota; Metazoa; Chordata; Actinopteri; Perciformes; Anarhichadidae
Gene: fam110c
Product: family with sequence similarity 110 member C
Exons: 1
Coding region: 53-1141 (362 amino acids)
Source: RefSeq, a predicted model, not a curated record